AUGAUAUGCAAAAAUUUAAGACUGCGUUCAGAAAGUAUAGUCACAGUUAUACGUUGUUCGAAAACUUCAAAAUCGAAAUUUUGCGAUGAGCGAAAAAAUAUUAAUUCCGCUUUAGUGCGGAGAGUCAAUAAAUUAUUGGAAUCUAGAGUAGAACAUGAUAAGGACACGUUGGAAGCUUUAAAGGAGUUAUCGACAUUCUUUACUGAAAAUACAUUAAAUUCUCGCAGAAAUUUGCGUAGCAAAAUAGAGAGAAGAAGUCUAGCGAUAAAUGAAGAAUUUCUGGCUGCCUUUAAAGAAGUAAAAGCUUCCUUGGAUGAUGUUUAUCAAGAUGUUUUAGCAAUGAAUACAGCUGUGCAGUCUAUGACUAAUCGUUUACAAGUUACAAAAGCUCAAACGUCACAACUCAUAGAACAGACUUCUAAGCUUCAGAAUGAAAGUCAAGUAUUAUCCAUGCAACAAGAAGUUGCGAGUGCAUUUAUCAAAAAUUUCCAAUUGACUUCAUCAGAACUAACUGUUCUGCAUGGAUCAACUAGAGAAUCGCCUAUAACAGAAGAUUUCUUCUCUGUAGUUAAUAAAGUACAGGAUAUUCAUGGUAAAUGCAGAGUGUUGAUGCAAUCUGGUUAUCAAGCAUUAGCUCUGGAUAUAAUGCAAAGAAUGACACUAUUGCAAGAAGCAGCGCUUGAAAGAUUAUAUCGAUGGACACAAACUCAAUGUAAAAAUAUAGAAAACGAACGUUUAGCACCAUUACUUAUUAAGGCUAUGAGUAAAUUGCAAGAUAGGCCAGUGUUAUUUAAAUACAUUGUAGAUGAAUAUUGUGCAGCUAGAAGAACUGCUUUGGUAGGAUCUUUUAUAGAUGCAUUAACAUUAGGAGAAGGUUUUGGUGGAACACCUAAUCCUAUAGAGAUGCAUGCCAAUGAUCCUAAGCGAUAUAUUGGCGAUAUGCUUGCUUGGUUGCAUCAAAUAAUUCCUGUAGAGAAAGAGAACAUUCUUACUUUAGUGAAAAGCUGUGAUAAAACAGAUGUGUCAGAUCAAGUGAAACAAGCAUUAAGUAACAUCACAGAAGGAUUAUGUCAUCCUUUAAAAUCGCGAAUAGAGCAUGUUAUAUCCACAGAAGCACCAGCAACAGUAUUAUAUUCAGUCACAACUUUAAUCAGAUUUUAUCGUGCUAUUACUGAGCAAGUCAUACCUGAUAGCAUUCUGGAUCAAACAUUGUCAGAUUUAUUAGCUUUAAGCGAAAAAAGUUUUUUGAGCAGAUUGCAGAGAGAAACGAGAAUCGCUCUCGGGGAACGCGCAGAGCCUCCGGGCAAUGAUUUGAUCCCUGCUCCAUCUGUUUCAAGACUGUUAUCACUUUUGAAUGAAAUAUUGUCUGUCGCCAGUAUAGCUGAAGACAGAGAAAGAGAUAUGCUGCAGAUUGUGUCAUGCAUCAUUGAUCCAUUGCUCCAAGAAGUCAAUGAAACAGCGUCCAGAUUGCCAACCGUGGAUAUGGCUGUAUAUCUUCUAAAUUGUAUGCAUCAAAUACAAUCGACAUUAGCAUUGUAUGAGUACAUGGAUCAAAGAUUAGAAAGGUUACAGGCACAAUCAGAUGCGCAAAUCGAUACACUUACAUCGGAACAAGCUAGUUCUUUAGUAGCACAUUUAAAUCUUGGCUCGAUUUACACCAUUCUACAAGGACGUGAGCAAGGGCCACUUUCAUCCAUUCCUGGUAUGGAUGCUCUCAGUAUAAAGGAGUUCACUAAUAAACUCGAGGCAUUUCUAGUGAUGCCAGAUGUCUUGCUAUUGCCACAAAUAAGUUUAUUGCAAAGCAACAAUCAUCGUACAAUUACUCAGAAACGAUCAUUUGAAGUCAUCGGAGCUAUAUAUAAGCAGUUAUACGAUGCCUGCCAUGACCCGAAAAAUUUAUACCAAAGUCCCACCAAUCUUUUUUCUAGGACACCCGAAGAGCUUCUUGAGACAUUAAUUUCUCAGUAAUAAUAUAUUUACAGACUUCCAAAAGCAUCAUAUAUUAUACAUAAAUAUAUAUUUGUUUUUAUAUAACAAUUUGCAGCAUCAAUUUACUGCUUUUGUUAUUAGAAUAUGAAUAUAUGUACAUAAUUAAAUGAUAAUGAAUCGUA
This is a messenger RNA of Linepithema humile (Argentine ant), 2111 nucleotides long. RefSeq names its product conserved oligomeric Golgi complex subunit 6 (gene Cog6). Gene Ontology annotation, cellular component: COG complex. Gene Ontology annotation, biological process: intra-Golgi vesicle-mediated transport. The record is from RefSeq and is a predicted model, not a curated record. Lineage: Eukaryota; Metazoa; Arthropoda; Insecta; Hymenoptera; Formicidae.